ACACAUCACCACCACUACCCGUGCUAUGGCAGCAGGCUAGGAUACAUGGACACUCCACACAAGUUAGAUACACGGUGAUACGUCUUGGACCGUGUCAUAUUUCUUUCAUUCUAGUAAAUUUUUUUUUUUUUUUUAAAAUCACGUUCUUCUUUCGUAACUUCGUAUACUCCGCUCCAUAAAAAAAAAACCUUGGCAUAUUCAUAUCACUACACAUUUCAUUUCUUUUCUCACAGCCAUAAUUACCGUCUUCCUCCAGCAAAGCUCAGCACCUUCGUCAUCUGAAGCUUUCGGCAACACUCAUUACUUCAAUUCACAAAGAAUCACUAAUGUUGUGAUGGAACUAGAAAUUAGACAUUUUCUCCCUAGGACAAGGGCUGUCGCCCCUCCUGGCCUGGCUCAGGGAUGGGCCUGUUACAAACCAUCUAACAUAAGGUGCAAAGUCACCUUGAAGCUGAGUACUUCAUCUGGAAUUGCCAUAAGUGCUGACUUGCCGGAAUAUGAGGAGACGGCAAAGUUGAAAUUGGGUCCUUAUCCAGGAGGAAUGGGACCCUACACAGGGAGAGACCCAAAUGUAUCGAAACCGAAUUGGUUGAGGCAGAAAGCUCCUCAGGGGAAGAAAUUCGAGGAGGUGAAAGAGUCUCUUUCUCGCUUACAUCUCCACACUGUUUGUGAGGAAGCCCAGUGCCCCAACAUUGGAGAGUGUUGGAAUGGAGGUGGGGAUGGAAUUGCAACUGCCACAAUCAUGGUUCUUGGUGAUACCUGCACUCGUGGUUGUAGAUUUUGUGCUGUUAAAACGAGCAGAAACCCUGCGCCACCUGAUCCAAUGGAACCAGAGAAUACUGCUUCCGCUGUUGUAAGUUGGGGUGUUGAUUACAUCGUUCUAACUAGUGUUGAUCGGGAUGAUUUGCUUGAUGGUGGAAGCGGCCAUUUUGCUCAAACAGUCAAAGCCAUGAAGGCACUCAAGCCUGAAAUCAUGGUUGAAUGUUUAACUUCUGAUUUUAGGGGAGACUUGAAGGCUGUAGAUACUCUGGUGCACUCGGGAUUAGAUGUUUUUGCUCACAACAUUGAAACUGUCAAGCGGCUUCAGAGAAUAGUUAGAGAUCCUCGAGCAGGGUACGAACAGAGCAUGUCUGUACUCAAACAUGCAAAAUUUAGCAAAGAUGGGAUGAUCACAAAAACUUCUAUCAUGCUAGGGCUUGGGGAAACAGAUGAUCAAAUAAAGGAAGCCAUGGCUGAUCUUCGAGCCAUUGAUGUUGACAUUCUGACACUUGGACAAUAUUUACAGCCAACACCAUUGCACCUCACAGUUAAAGAGUAUGUUACUCCUGAGAAAUUUGCUUUUUGGAAGGAGUAUGGAGAAGCUUUAGGUUUUCGUUAUGUUGCUAGUGGUCCACUUGUACGCUCAUCAUAUCGAGCAGGAGAGCUCUUUGUGCAGACGAUGGUGAAAGAAAGAGCUAAAGACAGGCCAUACAGCAAUAGCAGCGUGAACCACUUUGCAUAAAAUUUAUUGAAUUCAUUUGAUUUAGUAAUAUAUAUAGGGAGUCCCAGUUGAUCUAAUAGAUCAGCCGGAAAUGUCAAUCUAGUGGUCUUUUCGAAAUUAGAGUCAA
Molecule: messenger RNA, 1607 nt
Organism: Chenopodium quinoa (quinoa)
Lineage: Eukaryota; Viridiplantae; Streptophyta; Magnoliopsida; Caryophyllales; Amaranthaceae
Product: lipoyl synthase, chloroplastic-like
Exons: 9
Coding region: 335-1501 (388 amino acids)
Biological process (GO): lipoate biosynthetic process
Cellular component (GO): chloroplast; mitochondrion
Molecular function (GO): lipoate synthase activity; 4 iron, 4 sulfur cluster binding
Source: RefSeq, a predicted model, not a curated record